This is a messenger RNA of Fragaria vesca subsp. vesca, 2723 nucleotides long. Its product is annotated as probable exocyst complex component 6-like. Gene Ontology annotation, biological process: intracellular protein transport; Golgi to plasma membrane transport; exocytosis. The record is from RefSeq and is a predicted model, not a curated record. The transcript is spliced from 2 exons. Bases 185 to 2554 code for a protein of 789 amino acids. NCBI's taxonomy places the organism in Eukaryota, Viridiplantae, Streptophyta, Magnoliopsida, Rosales, Rosaceae. Gene Ontology annotation, cellular component: membrane; exocyst.
GCCCUAGCUCCAAAAUAAACCAAAUUCACCCAAGUUAGGGAUUUUCAGAGGUGGGAAACCCAAAUUGGGGUUAAAAAAUUUCAACUUUUUGGGGUUUGAGUGUGUGCAGCUGAUUCAUCAGUGGAUUCAUGCCCUUGUGUUCAUCCAAAUCCUACAGCCAAUUCAACUGGGUUUUAGUAGAGAAAUGGAUUCGAAAUCCAAGAGAAGAAUUUCUGUGGAAAAUGGGGAUGCCGGGGAGGACUUGGUUCUCGCUACGUUGAUUGGGAAUGGAGAUGACCUGGGUCCUAUUGUCAGGCAUGCAUUUGAGAUGGGGAGGCCGGAAUCACUCCUUCAGCAGCUCAAGCAUGUGGUGAGAAAGAAGGAAGCUGAGAUUGAGGACCUCUGUAAGACUCAUUACGAGGAGUUCAUUCUUGCAGUUGACGAGCUCCGUGGGGUGUUGGUGGAUGCUGAAGAGCUGAAAGGGGAGCUAUCUAGUGAUAAUUUCAAGUUGCAAGAGGUUGGGAGUACUUUGUUGGUUAAACUUGAGGAGCUUCUCGAGUCUUAUUCAAUUAAAAAGAAUUUGGCCGCAGCUAUCAAAAUGUCCAAGAAUUGUGUACAGGUGCUGGAGCUCUGCGUCAAGUUUAACAAGCACAUGUCCGAAGGCCAGUUUUACCCAGCAUUGAAAACCUUAGAUAUGAUUGAGAAAAGUUACUUAAAGAAUGUUCCUGUCAGGACACUAAGAAUGGUCAUAGAGAAGAGGAUUCCAUUGAUUAAGUUGCACAUUGAGAAAAAAGUAACUAGUCAAUUCAAUGAAUGGCUGGUUCAGAUAAGAAGUUCCGCAAAGGAUAUUGGACAAACAGCAAUAGGCCAUGCUGCUUCUGCGCGCCAGAGAGAUGAGGAAAUGCUGGAUCGGCAAAGGAAAGCAGAGGAACAGAAUCUUCCGGGGUUGGGAGACUUUGCUUAUACUUUAGAUGUUGAAGAGAUUGAAGAAGAGUCUGUGUUAAAGGUGGACCUAACUCCUCUAUAUAGGGCUUAUCACAUCCAAAGUUGCCUAGGAAUCCAAGAGCAGUUUUGGGAGUAUUACUAUAGAAAUCGAUUGUUGCAGCUUAAUUCAGACUUGCAAAUCUCUUCAACACAGCCCUUUGUUGAAUCCUAUCAAACUUUCUUGGCUCAAAUUGCAGGAUACUUCAUAGUGGAGGAUCGGGUCCUGAGGACUGCUGGAGGCCUACUAUUAGCUGAACAAGUUGAAACAAUGUGGGAUACAGCUGUAGCAAAAUUGAAAUCUCUGUUAGAGGUUCAAUUCUCCCAGAUGAAUUCUGCAACCCAUCUUCUCUUGGUGAAGGAUUAUGUGACUCUGCUCGGCUGUACUCUUAGACAAUAUGGGUAUGAAGUGGGACCACUUCUUGAGACACUUAACAAGAGCCGAGACAAAUAUCACGAGCUUCUUUCAGAAGAGUGUCGUCAGCAAAUUGCCAAUGUUAUUGCCAAUGAUACCUAUGAGCAGAUGGUUUUGAAAAAGGAAAGUGACUAUGAAAAUAAUGUCUUGUCCUUCAAUCUCCAGACAACAGAUAUUACACCGGCUUUUCCAUUCAUUGCACCAUUCUCCUCCACAGUACCUGAUGCUUGCCGAAUUGUCAGAUCAUUCAUCAAAGGGUCUGUUGAUUACUUGAGUUAUGGGACACAUAGUACUGUCUACGAUGUUGUGAAGAAAUAUAUGGAUAAAUUCUUGAUAGAUGUGUUAAAUGAGUUGAUACUUAAUACUAUUCAAGGUGGCAGCAUUGGUGUCUCUCAGGCCAUGCAGAUUGCUGCAAACAUAUCUGUACUUGAAAGAGCUUGUGACUUUUUCCUUCGACAUGCAGCCCAACUAUGUGGGAUUCCAACUCGUUCAGUUGAGAGGCCUCAAGCUGGUUUAACUGCUAAGGUAGUUCUAAAGACUGCAAGGGAUGAAGCUUAUCAUGCUUUGCUGAAUUUGGUGAAUGCCAAGUUGGAUGAGUUCAUGCAACUGACACAAAAUAUUAAUUGGACUUCAGAGGAACCAACACAGGGUGAAAAUGAGUACAUAAAUGAAGUUGUUAUAUACCUCGAUACUCUUCUGUCCACUGCCCAACAAAUCUUACCUUUGGAUGCUCUGUACAAGGUUGGGAGUGGAGCUCUUGAUCACAUUUCCAACUCUAUAGUAUCAGCUUUUCUUAGUGAUAGCAUAAAGAGGUUCAAUGCAAAUGCAGUUAUGGGUAUCAACAAUGACUUGAAGAUAUUGGAGUCUUUUGCAGAUGACAGGUUUCACAGUACUGGCUUGAGCGAAAUUUACAAAGAUGGAAGUUUUAGAGGUUUCUUGAUAGAGGCAAGACAACUGAUAAACCUUUUGUCAAGCAGUCAGCCAGAGAAUUUCAUGAAUCCUGUGAUAAGGGAGAAAAAUUACAAUACUUUGGAUUAUAAAAAGGUGGCUAGUAUCUGUGAGAAAUUCAAGGAUUCUGCUGACGGGAUAUUUGGAAGCCUUUCUAACAGGAAUACCAAGCAAAGUGCUCGUAAGAAAUCAAUGGACAUGCUUAAGAAAAGAUUGAAGGACUUCAACUGAGACAUGAAAAAUCUGUCUGCAUUAGAAUUAGGAGCUGUUUUCCCCCUUGAUUAUUAAUAUAUUUUUUCCCAGUGUUCUCUUGUUUCUGUUCAGAAUGCAUGGGAGUGAUUUGUUGUUCCUUAUAAUUUGUACUCGUAUUAUAAAUUUUCUGCGCAGACCUUCUCCUGGU